This is a messenger RNA of Penicillium griseofulvum, 879 nucleotides long. RefSeq names its product mitochondrial ribosome assembly protein RRG9 (gene rrg9). The coding region runs from base 1 to 879 and encodes 292 amino acids. The transcript has a single exon. The record is from RefSeq and is a predicted model, not a curated record. Gene Ontology annotation, cellular component: nucleus. Lineage: Eukaryota; Fungi; Ascomycota; Eurotiomycetes; Eurotiales; Aspergillaceae.
AUGGCCACCAAAUGUGCUGCAUCUUCGAGGCUGGUCCUGCCUGCCAUUCUACGCAAUGUUUUCCGCUCCCAGUUCCCCAGUAAUUUGAGCGCUUCUUCAAUAAUCCCCUAUCACCGAUCGCUUGCCUCUGGUCCUCUUUUCUGUUCGAAUAUCCAACUCCAACGAUCCUUCAGUUCAAUCCCGCGCCUGCGUGAUCCCCAGAAUGACCAAUUGGAGCACGCAGCCCCUGAAACCUCGGCCGUCGCCGAUGAUAACGUUUCGUCCCAACACGAAACACCGCAGAAGAAAGAUUUCGACUCAUUCGACAAGAAAGGCGGAUGGAAAACCCAUAGGGCUCACCCCAAGGGCCAGCGAAGGGGCCCGGAAAAUAGGGAGGGAAGAACCGACAGAGAGCGCAGAGCUUUCCGUAACGAGACUCGCAGGGAGGCCGACAAGGAACCUCGCAAGCGUUGGCAAGACAGAGCCGAAAAAGCGAAACAGUUAUCGGAGACCGGGAGAAAUAAGAAGCCCGAGAGCUGGCAAGUGCAAAAAGCGGCUUUGAAAGAGAAGUUCGCCGAUGGUUGGAAUCCACCCAAGAAGCUUUCACCUGAUGCUCUCGAUGGGAUUCGUCAUCUUCAUGCAAAGGCCCCCGAACAAUUCACGACUGCUGUCCUCGCAGACGAGUUUGAGGUGUCACCAGAAGCCAUUCGCCGAAUUUUGAAGAGCAAAUGGCGCCCAUCAGAGGACGAAAUGGAGAGUCGGCGCAAGCGAUGGGAGAACCGACAUGACAGAAUCUGGAGUCGCAUGGCUGAGCUUGGUCUUCGCCCUUCGACAAAUCGCACGCGGCCCCUUUCAGACUUCCAUGUGCUGUAUGAUGACAACAAUCGCAAGCGAAGAUAG